AUGCUGGAAAACGACAUGAUUCCGAAAAAGGCCGAUGCAAGUAACGAAAAGAAAUAUAGAUUAGUUAUUGACUAUAGGCGACUUAACGAAAUUACAAUAGACGACAAAUACCCCUUGCCUAACAUAUCUGAAUUGUUAGACAAAUUAGGACGUAGUUGUUACUUUACCAAACUUGACUUAGCUAGUGGUUAUCAUCAAAUAGAAGUAUCUGAGAAGGAUAGACAGAAAACAGCUUUCAGUACAGUUCAGGAUACUAUGAGUUCACACGUAUGCCUUUCGGCCUAA
Messenger RNA from Parnassius mnemosyne (clouded apollo), 285 nucleotides. The record is from the annotation of a GenBank genome assembly. Lineage: Eukaryota; Metazoa; Arthropoda; Insecta; Lepidoptera; Papilionidae.